CGUGUGCUCAACAGCAAUAGUAGAAAUAUUCAUUCAUAUUAUCACCAUCUUAAUACAUGCAAUCUCAUAAAUAAACCGAUAGGCAGCCAGCCUAAGAAUCUGAUCAAACAAAAAGAAAAAACUGUAAUAGCAAAGAGGAAAAACUUACCAAUGCACCACAUAUCAGCGUCACCAACUCGCAAUCAAGCACUCACUUUCCAGCCCUUCAUCUUCACAUCUACCGACAUAUCUACACCGUCCGUAUAUACCAAAACUCCACCGUACCAACCCUUCUUUUGAUUAGUUAAUUAAUUAUCGUUCCAGCAUGCCCAAAAAAAAGGCCGACCCUUUUUUCGUUUUCUGCUUCGCGGUAGCCAUCACCAAAAUUGACACUAACACCAUGAUAGUUCGCAAUCAAGACAAAAACUCCAAACACCCAGCGUCAGUCAACAGGAUCCUAGUUGAUCUGACGCUUCAGGCACCCUAUAUCACAAUAUUAUUUUCACCGUUUUGUUUUUUCGGAUAUCCUCGUCCAACCAAGCGUACACAGUCAUUAGUAAUUACACACACUAACACAUAUGCACCCCACCAUAACGCCAUAAACCGCCCGCCAUCUCUCCGCCUCAGGCACAUGCAUUACCACUUUGUUGCCCGACUUCGUCCCCUUGCUUUUAUUUUUCAUAAUAAAAACCUGGUAGUGUCUCGAUAGACUUCUCUCACUCUAUUCUGAUCGGCGCAGGCUAUGUGGUUCGCUGCAGACGCGCGCCUGGCAAACUACCUUUUUCGAAACAGAAGGUGCAGAAUCAGCCAAGAUAACAAAGACGAUGUUGCGCUUCUGUCUAUCUAACACUUCCCAGGUUCGCAAGUCUCCAGUAUUUCUUUCACAUAAAAGAACAGUCAAGGUGUUACCUUGAUGGGUAUCCCUAACACGACUGAAGAAAAUCAAGAUACUCUGAGUACCGUUCAGAUCCUAGAUCAAACCGUUGUGGUCAGCAAGUUGCAAAUAAACUGUGAAGAUUUCACACAUACAUAGUUCGAAAAUCACGCAGCCAGAUAGACUGUUGAAGCGGCACGUAUCUGUAGCGUCGAGAUGUGAGCGACGACACGAUGCAAGAUUAUCGCUAGUGAUUAUGCCUUGCGCGGUGACCGAUAGGGUAGUAUAUGUAC
Myxozyma melibiosi is the source of this 1146-nucleotide messenger RNA. RefSeq lists its product as uncharacterized. Bases 305 to 688 code for a protein of 127 amino acids. The record is from RefSeq and is a predicted model, not a curated record. NCBI's taxonomy places the organism in Eukaryota, Fungi, Ascomycota, Lipomycetes, Lipomycetales, Lipomycetaceae. The transcript has a single exon.